ACCGUCUCAAACCUACCUCAAUAUAUUUCUUGCACGGUCAUCGUUCCCGGGACGGGGUUCUCGUGUAUUCUUGGAUUAUACAAUUGGAGACGCCGUCGUUUUGGCGCCGGUGCCUCCUCCCCGCUUGAUCCACCAUGGCUGAGAAAAUGAAGCGGCGCUGCCGCUUUUCCCUCCCCGUGAGCGUCGUUCUUUUGACUAUCGCCUACAUUUACCUUUCCACAAUCUUCGUUUUCAUUGACAUGUGGUUCGGCCUCUCUUCUUCGCCGGGAAUAAUGAACGCCAUCGUCUUCACGGCGUUAGCUAUCAUGUGCGUCUUUAAUUAUGCUACCUCUAUAUUAACAGAUCCAGGUCGAGUCCCCUCCACAUACAUGCCCGAUAUUGAAGACGUUGAAACCCCUAUUCACGAGAUCAAGCGGAAGCAGGGUGGGGAUUUGAGGUAUUGCCAAAAGUGUUCUCAUUAUAAGCCUCCUCGUGCUCAUCAUUGCCGUGUCUGCAAACGAUGUGUUCUGCGCAUGGAUCACCAUUGCAUUUGGAUAAACAACUGUGUAGGCCAUGCGAACUAUAAGGUCUUCUUCAUAUUUGUCAUGUAUGCUGUUAUUACAUGCGUUUACUCCUUGGUCUUGCUUGUGGGUAGUCUAGCUAAUGAUAGUUUAAAGGAGGAAGAGCAAAACGGUGGCUCUUACAGAACUUUUUAUGUUGUUUCUGGGAUGCUGCUGGUCCCCUUAUCUGUAACCUUAUCUGUGCUUUUAGGAUGGCAUAUCUAUCUUGUCCUGCAUAACAAGACUACCAUAGAGUAUCAUGAUGGAAUUAGAGCUUUGUGGCUUGCAGAGAAGGGGGGGAACAUUUAUAAACAUCCAUAUGACCUUGGUCCAUAUGAGAAUCUGACAACUGUUCUGGGGCCAAAUAUCCUCAGCUGGGUAUGGCCCACAGCAAACCAUAUAGGUUCUGGACUUAGAUUCCAGACUGCUUAUGAUAUCUCACCAGGUGCAUCAAUGUCGAAAUGAGUCAUGGUGUUGCCUGGUUGUGGUCAUUUGUAGUGCAUAAACAUCUAACCCUAGUUGUGAAGAUCGGUCAAGUGAUGACAAAACCAAGAGGUUGAGUAGUCUGCUAUCACUAAUCCAACAGAGAGAAGUUUUUUCCUAUGUCAGUCACACCAUAGUUGAAGUUUUGAUGUUUUAGAGCUGUUUGGUGCAUCUGUUCGUGGCCAUGGAAUGAAUAUGCAUGCCUGUGGGUAUUUUGAUUGUCAUUUCUUUCUUCCCUUGUUUCUUCUCCCUCCUCUUGGUAGGCAUAACAUAGGAUUUUGGAAGAUGUGGAGCUACAGCCAUAGCGUUCUGGAGGUUGGCACUGUACAAUGACAAAUUCUGGAAACCAGGCUCUCCGAGACAUGCCAUGCAAGGAUGAAGACUGGCCUUUGUGAAAAGUUGUGUGUAUUCUAGAAUUUGUAAUUUUUCUGUAUACUGAAAGAAUAAUCAUAUAUUUGUAUCAUAUAUUUUCCCAUCUGAAGCUGAAGUGCAUUUUGCUUCUUAA
Molecule: messenger RNA, 1527 nt
Organism: Prosopis cineraria
Lineage: Eukaryota; Viridiplantae; Streptophyta; Magnoliopsida; Fabales; Fabaceae
Product: probable protein S-acyltransferase 16
Exons: 7
Coding region: 135-1004 (289 amino acids)
Molecular function (GO): palmitoyltransferase activity
Source: RefSeq, a predicted model, not a curated record